Opisthorchis viverrini is the source of this 5454-nucleotide messenger RNA. RefSeq lists its product as hypothetical. Lineage: Eukaryota; Metazoa; Platyhelminthes; Trematoda; Opisthorchiida; Opisthorchiidae. The record is from RefSeq and is a predicted model, not a curated record. Bases 40 to 5064 code for a protein of 1674 amino acids. The transcript has 15 exons.
GUGCAAUUCUAUUGGACACAGCUUUCAACGAUUUCGAAUAUGCGUCGGCUAUCACAUGAAUGUCAUAGAUAUAAACAAGGCCACAAUAGUCCACCUGCAUGCGGCUCCAUAGCCGUGACGACCACCGCCAGGGUGAUAUGGGUGCCUCCACGGCAGGUCGUGACGCCUUGCUCUACUAGCGUUCAUCAUGCUGUUGCGCCGCUUGGUAUGGGUCUCAUUGACCAAAUCUUCACACUCCGUCAGAUGCUAAAACAACGCUAUACGUAUAAGCGUUCCACAAUUCUAGUGUUUCUGGAUAUCCAAGGUGCAUUUGACUCGGUUGACCGGUCUGUUCUGCUUCACACGCUUGCCCAUCGAGGAAUGCCCCGGAAGUUCGUGAACAUAACAGACUCUUUGUACUCUCAGAUUUCCGGACGUGUGAGAGUGCACGGUGUUCAGAACAAAGUUAUUCAUUUGGUCCCCAGACCGCCGCCGUCCACUCAGUCAGAAGGGCAGUCGGGUUCGGCAACUGCUCCCGGUGGCCACACAUUAGCUCCUGGUGGUGGAGGUAUCACGUGGAGCGGUGUCGAUAUGCAGCAAGCUAUUCAGGACAUAACGGCGGGCAUUUUCAGCGGACUGGGAGAGUUCGGACGGAGUAUUCAACCGCCGCCGUCCACUCAGUCAGAAGGGCAGUCGGGUUCGGCAACUGCUCCCGGUGGCCACACAUUAGCUCCUGGUGGUGGAGGUAUCACGUGGAGCGGUGUCGAUAUGCAGCAAGCUAUUCAGGACAUAACGGCGGGCAUUUUCAGCGGACUGGGAGAGUUCGGACGGAGUAUUCAUUUUCCACCACAUACCGGUGGUGACCCCCCUGGAGGUGCUCGAUACUCAGCGGUACUGGCUCGCGAGCAUACUUUCAACAGGCUCCAUCGACAAGCGUCGCAUCUUCUCCGACGUGUCAUACGUCACCCGUUUUUCCCGACUCCUGAACAAGCAAGUGAUUCCGCGCUAGACGAAUCGUCGCCUUUGGACAGUCCCACAGCUGAAACUCAGAUUGUGGCACCAACUACACCAAUGGUCAAUGGCUCAGGUACAAGCGCCUCAGAUUCCGCUUCGAAGUCGGAAACGGCUGAGCGUGGACACUCCUCUUCAAAUGCAGUCGCGGGCGUAAACGAUGCUGCGGUUCAGAACCGAGCCAGUCAGGUAGAAAACUCCUCGGGCUCGUCAAGCUCAACACCGGCUGAACGUCCAAUUUCAGUGCUUGCCGAUAUGAUUUCUCGCCAUCGACGCCUAUGGCGUUCGGCUGAACCGUAUUUGGAUCGGUGGGAAGCCAUGCUGAAUGCCGAAAGUCGCGCGCAAGAGGAGCUAUUAAACAGAGAGCAGACCACCCAGGAGACGAAGCCAGUGGAGCCAACGCAUUCUACACGGGGUGAGACAGAACUCGAACUGAGCACUGGCUCUGACCGAACUGAGUCGCCUCCACCACUAACCGCGCAGGUGGCUUCCUCUGAGUCCGGUGAACCAACCUCUAGUGACUGGCAUCACCGCUUCUUCCUCCAAAUCAGCCGGCUACUCCAUUUGCAUGCCCAUAUGCUGCACCUAAUAUCAGAUUUCAAUGUGAUUUCUCUCGCGAAUGGAUCACCAGAAUGCAGAGAUGUUCAGUCCGAAGCUGCGUUGCCUCAUGUUUCUGAGGGUCAAGCAGCAGAUAGCACGGCUCAUAACGCCGCAGUGGCUAGCCAGUCUGUCCGGCAUGAACUUGCUGCAGGGUCGGACACCGCCGCAUCCACUACGGAGCAGCAGCAACAAGCAAGACAGGAUGGUCGGCGUCGCCGGCGUGUGCUUCGUGUAUCGGAGACAGAAGCGCAUUUGGUUCGUGCCAGAAUCAACAUUGAGCCGGUGGAUGCAAUGGCCUUUCGACCUGCAACAACGACUGAAGGCCGCCCAGUGCCAGAGGGAGGAGUACGUGGUCGGCCCGCACUGAUACCAGUAUUCGAUCGCCUUUGGCAACCUGGCAGUAUUUCGGCCCUCAUGCCCCCUUCGGGUAGCAUAGCAGCUAUGCCCCGAAAGGGUGCUGCGGCUCAACAACCCAUUCAUUCCAUCCAUUCAUGCAUUCAUUCAUUCACCAUUCCAAACUUGAAUAUGGAUUUUUUCCGAAAAAUGCCUCGUGUGGCCCUCCGAAAACGAAAUGUCUGGAAUGACUGUAUAUCAGGAGAGAGGCAAGCAGAACUUUCAUUCAGUACUAGUGCUCUCCUACUGCUGAGAAUGCCCCACGAAUUCACUGGAGGAAGCCCCGACAUCGCCGGAGCCAGUCUGCGUCAGACACGCAACGUCGAACAUUGGAUGGAGGCUUUCUCCUAUUUUCUUUUUCAUCCAGCACCCGUCCAAAUUACCGUUACAAACAGCGGCUCCCGCGCAAAUGCUGUCCCUGCAGUGUCAACCUCGGUCCACACGGCGCCAUUCAACCCCGGUGCAGCUGCCAUCAUCCAUCGAGUUGACAUUCCGAUUAUUUCUAUGAAUAUGCUCAAUCUACCAAUUCCAGCAUUCUUCGAACACGUUAACGUCACUACCACUCCACCCUCUACAACUUCCUCACAACAAACUGAGCCUGUGAUCUCAACUGCUACCUCAGAUUCCACGAUGACCGCCACCACCACGACCACUACAAGUAGCACGACUACGACAACAACACCCGUACCGCGACCGUCAGAUUCAACGGAAAGACAUGCUGACCACGACCCAGACAGUAUUCCUCCACCCAGCGUGCCUGCCGUAGCUCCACACCCACCAGGUUUCUCACCUGGACCAACUGAUCCUUUUCUGCUCUGUCACUCACGACAUUUUGCGCAUGAACCACACUACCGACGUUCCACGAUGGGUGGAUCUUUUGGUAUUCCCGUACCACUCUCCUCAGCAGUGCAGUUCAUUCCGACUGGUGCCCCAUCUGUGCGGACUGCCGGUGUGCCUCCUUCAGCUUCCAGACCAACCGCUCAAAGUUCGGACGUGUCUCCCUCGGAACAGUCAUCUACAGUCCCUGAAGGCCAGACCGAUACGCCUACCGACAGUGCAAAUCGCACCACAACUGGACCUCAGGUGCGAUCGACGAACGUGCCGUUUCCGUCUGAUCUGUCACAACAAAUUGCCGGCUUCAUUUCGGCAGCCACUAAUGCGGCCACUUCAGCUGCAGCUAUGGGUGGCGGUGAUGUUGGUAUCGGCCCAUUCAACGUGUUUCUUACGUCUUCUCCAAUGCAAUUCAGCGUUACGGCCAAUCGAUCGGCUCCAAGAACAACAACUGUUGCCUCGGAUGCAGCCACAAGUGACUCCACACCGAAUGUCACGACCGCCACCACAGUGAGUAGUGGUACUCUUUCGGGCGGCAAUACUCAGCGCUUUUCUUGGUUGUUUGGUGGAGAAAACCCCCUGAUGCCUACCAUGACCAUGGCCACAUCACUGCUGCAGUCCUUCCAGCGGGGAACUGCUCAUCCGGACCCGACGGUCGAACCCCAGGCGCUCAUACCACAACAUGGCGAUGUGCGUGAUCAACGCAUCCCUGUUGGUUUACUGACAGACGUGAUCUCUGCCUUCCGAACAGAAUUGUCAUCAGCAGGUGGUGAACAAACACGUUUCUGCGCAUCGUCUUUAGAUGGUCUGCGAGCACACUUACGUCAUUUGCUCGGCCAUGCGGAAUCGGCCCUCGCUGCAUCGCCGAGUGCGAACAACUUGGUGGAUAUGUUGGUUGAAUUGGUGUUCGAUCGUUGCAGUUCGGAUGCUAUUGGCUCACGAUCACGAUUGGAAGCAUGUGGCAUGCUUUGGGUUAGCCAAUCUGGUGGUGAGUCAGCCGAUCAGCUGAUUGAUAUCCGGGCGUCAUUAGUCCGCUUGCUUAGAAUGAAUUUGGCCGCACAACUUGAACUGUGGCGAACCAGCCCUACCAACUUCGGAUUCGGUUCGACAUUGCUUCUCACCCUGUGUGACUGCUUCGUAGAUUUUCUGUGCCUGACUGAUAUCUUGGUUCAUCAGCUGGCAUGUUUCUCCAGAAUCCCUUGCACUUUAGAAACAACAAAUGAACGCCACUUCAAAGUGACAAACCGUGUACAGGAUCUACUUCGUACCAGUUCUCAGGAUACGCGGCAUUUGUCCAGGGAGCUUCAACGUGGUUUUGACGAAUGUUUCGCCCGAUACGUGGCGAUGGAUUCGGUGGCGUUACAACGCAAGUGGGAUUAUUUGAAGAGUACCUGUCUCGUUUUCCGACGUAUGGCUGUACCGCAAGUGAUGGAUGUUGAUUUAUCGUUGGACGACGGGGCUUGUUUAGAGGAUCCACCAUUCGUCGACGCAUGUUCGGAACCACCAGCAGCAUCUGACAAUGGCUCGGAAAAUUCUGAUAACUCUUUAGGCGUUAAAGCCCGUCCCAAUCAACUCACGUUCCUCACAGCUGAUCCUCCGAGUCGCCUCAAAUCAGGAGCUCGUUCGCCAUCCUGCUCCCCCUCGGGCAAAAAUUCUCCCCUGCCCGACUGGACGCCGAAACCCGAUGAGAUUCCGGAUCCCUGGACCCGUGGGCUUGAUCCACAUCCAGAUAGUGCUCGGGUACUGGUUGAUACUGCAAACUUGCUCAAUCCCGAAGGCUGGCAUGCCGUUUUACCUGCCGAGUGGGUCGAUGUCGUCGCAGGAGAUGUGGAUGUCAUGACAAGGAAUGCACAAUCAGCCAACGGAGAUGCCAGAGCUCCCCAGAGUUUCAGUGAUGCCUAUAUCGCUGGAAUGCCCGCCAAAAGGCGCAAGGUAAUGCAAGAACACGCACGAUCUGUCGCCAAACCACCAAGUGCUUUCUUUACGGAUUGCCUUUCGGAUGCGAUACGCGUGAGCGGAUGUGAACCCAAUUCUACUGAUAACGUCUCAGACUCGGCCACCCCAAUGGUGCAAACUGGCACCGGUGCUAGCUGUUCCCCUGAGCGGGAAUUGGAUCUGGCUGCAUCUCUGAAAGAUCUUGUGUCUGAAGAAAUUGCCAAGCGCCUCAGCAGCGACCCUGACUUCGAUCCAGCUCAGUUCCCUUUGUCCAACGAAGUGUUUGUGAAGAAUAAGUCUCACCGGGAGAAAUAAAUUAGACCAGUUCGGCGCUACACAUGUCACUUCAUAAACUUCUCAUAGCCUAUCGGGCUCCGUCUCAGAAUGCCUAUAUCUGCUGCCAGAGAACCCUGUCUGCCCACUCUUACCAUCAAGACCGACCACCCGGUUUAAAGCAGCCUAAGCUGUGACUGGUUUCUGAGCGCGACGACCAUGUCUCUAUUUCGACUUUUACUUUUGCUGUAAAAACGUGGAUUCUAAUUACUUGGUUGUUGUUUUGCGUUUGCUUCCUUCUAUUCAGGGGAUAUACCUCAGGCUUUGUGAUUUUGGAGAAUUUGAGGCACAUACUCCUGGUAUCAUCCGAGCACCCCAAUGCGCUUUUUUCGAAUGACCUCACUUUAUUUUGCUCAUAUCAUGUGCCAUAUU